AGCUUGUUCACAUCUCCAAUCUUGACACCUUCUCUUGUUCCAGAUAUUCACCUCUCUAGCUACAAAGCUUGCUCGGCAACAAUGGCUGCAGGUGGAGCUCCUCUUCUUGUUGCUGUUGUUGUUUUCUCCAUGCUGAUCACGUCUUCCGUGGGGGUGCCGAGGCCUUUAUGCAGCGAGUGCGAGACACAAUGCCGUACCAACUGCACUGCGCAGGUUGAAACCUCCUGCAGGGGUUACUGCACUAGUGGUGGCGGACCUCGAUCGGGCUGCCGGAGAUCCGUGUUUGAGGAUUGCAACGUAAAGGGUACCUGCUGCAGUAGCAACGGCACAUGCACUUGUGACUGCAACACUGUGGCUGAAAGGGCUUGCAUGACCAUCAGCGACGGCACCCUACAAUGUGAACCUUGCCAGCGCAGCAUAUACAACCAGUGCGGUUCCACCUGUAGGAAUGAUUGCAACAACAACUGCAAGAAGAAAGGGUGCCGCCAUGCUUAGGAAUGACAUGUAGUCGAUCGGCUGCCUUGCAUAAGAAAUAACAUGGCUCGUUGUAGUCGUGCAUAGACUUUUGUAACCGCCAUGACCUCGUUCUGUGGGAUGGCAUAGAAGGAAUUAAUGGGUCGUGGCGCAUCACCUCCGGCGUUUUAGCUGUGGAUUUGCAUUCUGUUUAUCUAUACUGAAUAAUAAUAUGAAAAACGAAAGAAAUUUCACAAAGUUGACAU
Molecule: messenger RNA, 719 nt
Organism: Triticum dicoccoides
Lineage: Eukaryota; Viridiplantae; Streptophyta; Magnoliopsida; Poales; Poaceae
Product: keratin-associated protein 5-3-like
Exons: 1
Coding region: 82-495 (137 amino acids)
Source: RefSeq, a predicted model, not a curated record